AUGGCUGUGGUGGCUGUUGAGGAACCAAAGGAAGAACCUGAGAUUUUCGAGCCGCCGCCGAAAGUCGUCAUUACGCCUUGCGAUCCAUGGCCGCGACCAUAUUAUCUCGAAGACGGGUUGAGACGAGUUGCGCCAUAUCAUUUCACAUACAAUACCUUCUGCAAAGAGCGAUGGAGAGGACGUGGCCUGCUCGAGAUCUUCUCUGAAGAGUUUCGUGACAGGCCGGUUGAGUACUAUAGGAGCGCGAUAGAGUCGGGCGCAGUACAGAUCAACGGCAAGACGGUUCCAUCGGUAGACACACCUGUCAAGAAUGGCGAUGUCAUUAGUCACACAAUGCACAGGCAUGAGCCCCCAGUCACUGGCCAGCCGGUGGGUGUGGUGCAUGAAGAUGAAGGUCUCAUAAUCAUCAACAAGCCUGCAGGGGUGCCGGUGCAUCCUGCAGGACGAUACAACUACAAUUCAGUGGUGGAAAUUAUGCGGGCGGAGCGAGGUCACCAAUUCAAUCCGCUUCCAUGCAACAGGCUUGAUCGUCUCACUAGCGGCGUCAUGUUCAUUGCCAAAGACAAGCAGACAGCGGUUAGUAUAACAGAGCAACUAAUGGGCAGGACAAUUCGCAAAGAGUACGUCGCUAGAGUGAAGGGGCGAUUCCCCGAUGGCGAUAUCAUCUGCGAGCAGCCCAUUCUACAAAUAUCGCCCAAGCUUGGUCUGAACAGAGUCCGGGCAAACGGGAAGGAAGCACGGACAGUAUUCAAGCGUCUUGCCUACUACCCUCCGCGAGAACCAGGAGUCGAUGCCAACGGACAGCCAAAGGAAGGAUACAGCAUUGUCAGAUGUCGACCGCUUACAGGACGCACACAUCAGCUACGUGUGCAUCUGCAAUUUCUAGGACAUCCCAUAUCGAACGAUCCGAUAUACUGCAACCAGAGAGUCUUCGGGCUCGAUCUCGGCAAAGGCUCUAGCAGCGGAGACAACGACGAGGAUAUCAUGACCAGACUAUCACGUAUGGGCAAGACUGAAGUUGCCGAAGCCGUUGCAUAUCAUGAUGAGAUGGUCGAUGAAUAUAAUCGCAAAAAGGCCGAGAAGAUGACUGGUCAGCUUUGCGAUAUCUGUCAAACACCGCUCUACAGUGACCCGGGAUCGCACGAGCUAGGCAUCUAUCUACACGCCAGGAAAUACGAGUGUGCCGAAGGAAACUGGAACUACGAGACUUCUCUCCCUGAGUGGGCUCUUCCACCGCCUGGAUACGAAGGACCAAAAGACGCAACCGACGAAUCAGAUCCACUUGCCGUGGAUGUCGAAAAGCUCACUCUCAAUGGGAACACCGAAAGCGAGAGCACUGCUACCCAAAGUGCAGCUACUGGUUGA
This is a messenger RNA of Pseudocercospora fijiensis CIRAD86, 1365 nucleotides long. RefSeq lists its product as uncharacterized. The record is from RefSeq and is a predicted model, not a curated record. Gene Ontology annotation, biological process: pseudouridine synthesis. The transcript is spliced from 2 exons. The coding region runs from base 1 to 1365 and encodes 454 amino acids. NCBI's taxonomy places the organism in Eukaryota, Fungi, Ascomycota, Dothideomycetes, Mycosphaerellales, Mycosphaerellaceae. Gene Ontology annotation, molecular function: RNA binding; pseudouridine synthase activity.